CCAUCAGACGGCAGGAGGCUCGGGGAACUCCUGCCCUUUCCUCCGGCACCAGACAAGAUUAAAGGGAUGAACAGACAGAAACUGAGAGUCAACACAUCCUCCCACACAGGCUGCAUCAACAAAAAAAGCUCUGUCAGACGAGACGGAGGCGGCACAAUGCAGCCAUAGUCUGCUCCUGUGGCUGCUGAGCAAACACCACGACUGUGACUGAGUGUUUGUAGCCACAGGCAAAUCUCCGAUUUCUAGUCAUGACAGUCUCAUAGGUUUUCAGUUGAUGUAUAGUUUAAUUAGAAAUUUGAGAUUCUCUGAUUUGAGCUUGACGCGUCCAGCACUGGCUGAUUAAAGGACGAACGCUUUGACUUGUGAAACUCUCUGAGGAGCGGUUCAUCUGGAGCGCGAUGAAGGAUAGUACUUUAAAAGUGAAGUGAUGGCUGCACCAAUCACCGCUGGAGGACGGGAGGGGCUGGGCGAGGGAGUGAUGAUGUCAGGGUUUGACAGAUGAAACAUCAGACAGCCACUCAGUUUGAAAAAAAAAAAAAAAGGAAAACUCAAGAUGCGUCCUCUCGCCGGUCAUUGUUCAGCACAUUUAUUCAGCAGAGCCGUCAGAACAGCAGCAUCCAGGUACAAUGUGCUUUUAUUCCUGUUAAAUAUAUUAGAUUUUAUCUAAAGUGCUUCCAACUUUAUUGUACUAAUUAUUAUUAAGUUGAUUGAGUCUGUUUUAUAUUAUCAAUGAAAACCAACUGCAAUUACAGUUCUGCAACAACUACACAAUAUUAAUAUAUGUCAUUUUCAUUCUGUUACAGGCGAUCCUCUUAGUCCCAAUAAUCCCAGCAGCCCUCUGGGAUGUUUGCUGGUCCCGUGCUGGUUUAGCGCCGGCAGAGGCGCUCAUGGCUCAGAGGCGAGCGGCCGCGGGCGGCUGCUGCUGCCGCCCGCGGGCGCCCGUGAACGAGGACAACGCCCGCUUCUGCCUGCUGGCGGCGCUCAUCCUGCUCUACCUGCUGUGCGGCGCCGCCAUCUUCUCGGCCCUGGAGCACCCGUUCGAGCUGCGCGCCCGCCGCCUCUGGAAGCAGCAGCUGGACGACUUCACCCAGAGGCACAGGGUGAACCUGGGCGCCCUGCAGACGCUGCUGAGGCAGUACGAGGAGGCGAACGGGGCCGGGAUCCGGGUGGACACGCUGAGGCCCCGCUGGGACUUCGCUGGAGCCUUCUAUUUCGUGGGAACAGUGGUCUCCACCAUUGGCUUUGGCAUGACCACGCCAGCGACCAUAGCCGGAAAGAUCUUCCUCAUCUUCUACGGCCUGAUCGGCUGCGCCGCCACCAUCCUCUUCUUCAACCUCUUCCUGGAGCGCAUCAUCACCAUGCUGGCGUACGUGAUGCGCUGGUGCCACAAGCGCCGGCUGAGGUGCGCCGGCGUCCGGGCGGAGGCGAGCGGGGAGGAGCGGCCGGGCGAGGAGGACAGCCUGGAGGGCUGGAAGCCAUCGGUCUACUACGUGAUGCUGAUCCUGGGAAUGGCCUCCAUUGUAAUCGCGUGCAGUGCCUCCACUCUGUACAGCUCCAUGGAGAACUGGAGCUACGUGGACUCCCUCUAUUUCUGCUUCGUAGCCUUCAGCACCAUUGGCUUCGGGGACCUGGUGAGCAGCCAGCGACAGCAGUACGACUCCCAGGAGGCCUACCGGCUUGGGAACUGCCUCUUCAUCCUCAUGGGAGUUUGUUGCAUCUACUCGCUUUUCAACGUCAUCUCUAUUAUCAUCAAGCAGACGCUUAACUGGAUUCUCGGCAGGCUGGCGUGCUCCGGGAAGCACCGCCUUGGCUCUUGCUCCACGAGAGGCUGCUGGAGGCUCCGCUGCCCGUGCGUCCCAAGCAAAGGCCGCCGCGGCGGGCGCGUGCCCGCGCACCUCCGCCGCAAGCGCCCGAAGCGCAACGCCGUGCAGCCGGCGGCGUCGCGCGGCUCCGCGGGCGCGCACCGCUACACGGACGGCUCGGUGGAGAGCGUGUGCGACAGCGAGACGGACGCGGGCGCGGCGGGGGCGGCGGCGGCGGCGGCGGCCGACGGCGCGCGCGCGGGCCGCCGCGUGUCGGAGGAGAUGAUCUCCGUCAACGAGUUCAUGGUGUCCAACAAGGUGUCGCUGGCGCUGCUGCAGAAGCAGCUGAGCGAGACGGCGCACCAGGGCCCGCGGCAGAGCUACGGCCACCAGAACGGCUUCUCCGGCGGCGUCGGGGCCCUGGGCGUCAUGAACAACCGCCUGCAGGAGACCAGCGUGGAUAGAUAGCGGCACGGAGGCUUUCCAGUUCAACAAAAGUAGAAUAAUUAAUAAUGAUUUUAGUAGAUGCCUGUGCAGCUUGGGUUCUGGACAGCGAUUAAUUGCAAACAUGUGAGAGUAGAGAGACGGCAAAAAGACGGCUAGACUAUAAAGGACCGUGAAGAGGAGGCUGAUGUCCUGAAGUGAUUGGCUCGCGCACAAGCAAUCAGAUGGAAGAAACGGUGAAGGGCCUCUCGAAGCGGACCGCUGAUUUAAGAGGGAGAGAUGCGCGAGUGGACGCUGAUCAUUAGCGAACGCGCAGGCCCUGAACGCAACAUCUGCCGUCCCCGCAGCCUCUCCAGCGCAGGAGAGGCAUUCAUUUGUUGUCGUGCUCACAAGUUGCUCGUCCCGUUGCACCAACGCCCGUCCCUGGAACGUCAUGAAAGAGCUCCGAGCGCAGCUAAUCAAACGCGGCGCGUGGAGGGCGUCCUCGUGUCGGUAAGUGCUGCGCAGAGGGGAGCGGGGUCACGUCACAUCAGCUGGAGGAGAUCCUCUACUAUGCAAGUAAGCCCACUUUAAUUACACGGCGUCCUGCAUCAGCUUUGGAUCAGUGCGAGAUCUUCUAGAGGAUCAUCGUGAACAUCAUCAGUGUUCGUGUAGUAAAUGGAUGAAGAAAUACUGCAAUUUAGUGCCAGUCAAAUAUUCUUUAUUUGGGUUCAAAACAAUCAUGUGAUGCCUAUACACUGAAAAUGGAGGAUGAAUAAGGCAGCACAGACUAAUGGAAAAAAUACAUUUCACAUUGUGCUGGAGAAAGUAUUUAGAAUUAUUGUAUGAAUAAACAGAAGAACUAGAAACAAGAAAUAAAACCUAUUCUGAAAGGUCAGCUAGGGUGUAUGUUGUAUUUGAUCACGUAUGUGGUGUUAGAUCAGGGCUUGCCACAACAUGCUGUAUGAUAACAACACAUGAAAUUAGCUUUAGGUAAGUGGUUCUUAGUUUACAUGCUUGAAAGGAAACUUCUCUAGAGUCUAGAUGAUCUGUGAAAUGUAUUUUUUCAUAUUGCAUGUUGACAUUUAAUUAGAACUGUAUUAAACAAUGUUGUCUGUGUGUGUGUGUGCGUCAUUUCAACUAUGAGGGAAAAAAGCUGUUAUCGCGGGAACUAAACAACAGAACUGACAUGUCUCAUAAUGCAAACUAUAAUUCUUCAGAUUAUGAUUAUUUUACAGGUAUACCCGUCUUAUCUUACAUUCCUUGACUCACCCAAUGGUCAGUUUCACAGUUGGCUGUUGCUGAGUUCUACAGGCUGUCGCUUGGAAUUAUCUUCUGCGCUUCCCGUUGGCUGGAUAUGAGGCAGAGAUUUGUUGCUGGGUCAGAGUCUCUGAGUGAGCUUACAAAAUGUCUUUGUCGUGUAGAAAUAUAAAUAUACUGUCUCAGACUUUAUUGUUAGUUGUAUUUUUGCAUUGUACUUAUUGUGACCAGUUGCUGCUUGCGAUUUACACAAGCAAACGAACAUCAUGUCAUUUCCCUUUUUUCUUGGAUUGCACAUAUGAAGAGAACUGCUGCACCGCUGGAUCCGCUGGAGACGACGUCCUGCUGGCGUCUCAGGCGUCUCCCAGGCCCUGGACACGUAAUGGAGGAGAUGAUGGUCAAUCUACUGUGCGCAGUGAAGGAAACCUCCUCCUAUGGCUGGACUGAGUCUGCUGUACUUACAUUUGGUACCGUGGGCUUGCGCGUCUCUCUUUGCUGGUAGUAAGCAGAUAUGAUGCAGUUCCUCCUGUAACACACAUGUCAUAGAGUUAUCCUCUGCACACUGUAAAUCUGCACACGUACCCCUCUCGCGGCACUCACUUGCUUUGUAUGCCUCCCCCUGGUGGCAGACCAGGGAUGGCGCUGGAUGCGAGGACGGUGAGGACUGACAGCAGGUCCGGCUCCUCCCCUCUGGCGCACAGCUCAUCAUAAAUCUCUGUCAGAACACAAAGUCAAUAAUAACAACAAUAAUGAUAAUAACUAGGCUUCUUUGGUCGACAUCAUGUGCGGCACCUGCUACUUUGGAUUCCAGCAGGUCCUCCAGCUCGGCCUCCUGGUGCAGGGCGUCCGCGGACAGCUGGGGGGCUCCGGGGAAGCACAGCAGGAUGAUGCUGAUGUUGUCCAGGCUGCCCUGUGGAGCGCGAGCCGGGGUCAGUGCGAUGACGGCCCGGCGUACGAACCGCCGGCGCGCAGCCACGCGCGUGCGCGCUUUUAGAAUCAGAUCGUUUGCGCCUCAAGGUCAGGCAGACGCGGUGGAGCUGGAAACGCGUGAAUAGGUUGCGCGAAAGAGGCGGUGACGUUUUGAGGUCAUUGUGCAAAUAGACGCCGGAACCCUGUUACAUAAUGGAGUGACAUGAUGGAUGUGAUGGCCAGAGUGCAGCUCUCACAGUUACAUCCUGAUGUGACCCUCGCUGUCUUCAUACAUCAGCCUAAUUGUAAUGAAUGCAUAAUAUAAAUACAAUUAAUGAGAGUGAAGGGAAUAAUUAUUACCUCAGUCAUUUGAAAUUCAUCCCAAUGUAUUAGGAUCAAUUCUGUGCUGUUGAACCUUUCACCAUCUACACUCAGAGCGAGAGUGGCUGCAAUCAGGCCUUCAAAGGAACCUGCAAUAAUCCCAUGUAAGCGGUUCUGACACCUCUGAGGUCUAUUUUAAGGUGGUCUGUCACACUAUUGUACCAACAGCAGCCACACUGUAAGUGAGACACAACCAGCGCUGGCGUGACUCACUGUUCCUUUCUGCCCUGAUUAUACAUUGGCUGUUCCUUUUUAGAUCUCUGCAUCCAAACGAGCACAAACAUCUGCUAAGCGGCUGUUAUUAAUAUGUUUGUAUGGGACCAAUGAUUCAGUAAUGAAUAAAAACGACUUUUAAUUUAAA
This is a messenger RNA of Betta splendens (Siamese fighting fish), 5136 nucleotides long. RefSeq names its product potassium channel, subfamily K, member 12 like (gene kcnk12l). Gene Ontology annotation, cellular component: membrane. Bases 888 to 2270 code for a protein of 460 amino acids. Gene Ontology annotation, molecular function: potassium ion leak channel activity. The record is from RefSeq and is a predicted model, not a curated record. Lineage: Eukaryota; Metazoa; Chordata; Actinopteri; Anabantiformes; Osphronemidae. The transcript has 2 exons. Gene Ontology annotation, biological process: stabilization of membrane potential; potassium ion transmembrane transport.